Molecule: messenger RNA, 249 nt
Organism: Lodderomyces elongisporus
Lineage: Eukaryota; Fungi; Ascomycota; Pichiomycetes; Serinales; Debaryomycetaceae
Exons: 1
Coding region: 1-249 (82 amino acids)
Source: RefSeq, a predicted model, not a curated record
AUGACUGGUGAUAUUAGAGCCUUGGAAAUACAUAAUGAAAACAAAGCUGGUGAUAAAGAGCACUGUACUAAACUGUGCGAUGACUGUCAAUGCAAAACUAAACUGAGAAACGAGUCAAUCUCUACAAUGGAUAGUCUGGAAAGCAGCACCAGUGAUAAAGAUGUCGAGCCAACUUUAAAAGUCGAAGUUGGCGAUAUCGAAAUAAUGAACAAUGAAGUAAACGAAAUUGAUUUCACAAAUAGAAUAUAG